Penicillium macrosclerotiorum is the source of this 1026-nucleotide messenger RNA. RefSeq names its product glycoside hydrolase family 75 protein. NCBI's taxonomy places the organism in Eukaryota, Fungi, Ascomycota, Eurotiomycetes, Eurotiales, Aspergillaceae. The transcript has 7 exons. The record is from RefSeq and is a predicted model, not a curated record. Bases 1 to 1026 code for a protein of 341 amino acids. Gene Ontology annotation, molecular function: chitosanase activity.
AUGGCCUUCAGGCUUCUUACCCUCGCGACUUCUCUAGUUUUGCUCGGUCCGGCUUUGGGACAGAGUGUUGAUGGCUCUCAAUAUAACAACCCAACGGCCGGUCCGCCCUCAAGCUAUUUCGCGGCUGCCACGACUGUUCCUGUCGCGGCCCUCCAAAGUGCCGCUGCAAAGGCCAGUACCGCUGCGAAAGAUGCGACGUAUCCUGUCAAUAACGACAGUGGUGCCUCCAAGGUGACUAUCCAUAGUGAUUGGUCCAGCUUCAGUGAGGGUGCUGCUUUCGUUUGGGUAGCCGAUAUGGAUGUAGACUGCGAUGGUAUUGACUAUAAAUGCAAGGGCAAUCAAGAUGGUCAGGCCCAAACCAACUUUGGCGCUCUUGCAGCAUAUGAGGUCCCCUUCUUUGUUAUUCCAGACAAGUUUGGAACAACAUACCAGAGCGUCCUUCCAGGCAACAAUGUUGGCGCUGUUAUUUGUGGUGGUAAGAUGUUCUAUGGCAUCUACGGAGACUCUGACGGGGAUGAUCCUCAGGUCAUUGGUGAAGCAUCGUGGCUCAUGGCUCGGACAUGCUUCCCCAAUGACGACCUGAACGGCAACAGUGGCCAUACUGGUGUUGAUGUGACCUAUAUCUUGUUCACUGGCGACGACGCCGUCCUCCCAAGCAGCGCCCUCAAUAAUAACUAUGUUACCAACUUCAGCACUUUACGAUCCAUGGGCGAUAAGUUGAUUACUGCUCUUGCGAAAAACCUGAAUCUAUCCUCUGGCGGCUCCGGUAACCCAUCCACCACUACUACCUCCAGCCCAACAUCAACGAGCGGUUCUGGUUCGUGCUCUUGGUCUGGGCACUGUGCUGGCAGCUCUUGCUCUUCUGAUGAUGACUGCUCCGAUGAUCUAGUCUGCAAGAGCGGGCUUUGCAGCUCGAGCACUACCUCUUGCUCAUGGUCCGGACACUGUGCUGGUGCUUCCUGUUCGUCAGAUGAUGAUUGCUCGGAUGAUUUGGUCUGUAGUAGUGGGAAGUGCGCUAGCUCGUAG